AUGUCUUCAUCUUCAGGCGCUCCUGCGCCGAUUUUUUCAUAUGCUCAAGCAGCAAAAGGUCUUGCUUCAGCAGCUUCCACACAGUCACACUCAAGGACUGAGAGCCCUGCCGCGUCCGACAAAAGUGUUAAGGAUCGCUCCGUUGGGGACUCAACCAACACAACCACUUCACUCAAGUCUCCACGACUGAGAUCCCAGACAGGCGACAGAGUCGGUGGAGAAAGUGCCGUGGGCAUUACUUCUUCACCUGCAGAAGGUCUUGCGGCAGCCGGUCCACUAGAAACCGCGAACAAGGAAGGCGCAACACAUAAUCAGCAAGCCCCGUCAAAUGACAGCGCGAGUUCGCCCACAUCACAUGGCGAUGGCCACUCGCCUCAAGAUACACAACAAGGUGAAAUUGCACAACAGUUACCCAAUGGUCGAAUAGCCUCUUCAGACGAGUCGACCGGGCCAGCUACGCACGACCAGGAGACCCCCAACCUGAGUGAGAAGAAAUCCAGGGAUGGUGAAGAAGAUUGGGAAAAGGUUUCAGUGCCGUCGCUACCAGCAGCAGAAGCUCAGUACAAAGCGGCCCCUAUUCCAUCGGUCAAUGUUUGGCAAGUACGAAGAGAGGCCCAGGCCGCGAAGAAGAAAGAAUUCCAGAAGGCAAUUGUUCCGGCCGCUCUCAAUGGGACCAGAAAGUCUAGAUCUGCUAGCGAAGAUCUGAAACGCAGCUCCAGCACCAAAGAGGUCGGUAGCAUUGAGAGGGAAAGCAAGAAUAUUGAGAGCACCACAGCCAGCCAUCGACGAGAGAUGUCAUCUGCUCGCUCCCAUCGACCCAAUUCUCAGAUUGGUGAAAGAGCAGACGCAGACGCGCCACCACCAGUGAUUGAUACCAGUUCAUGGCCUACUCCAGAGAACUCAACCUUCGACGACCGUCGCAAAUCUGCGUCUUAUGACAGACCCGAGAAGCUAGAUGCCAAGCCGGGUCCCCAGAAGUCACAUGGCAACAAGUGGGUUGCCGUGCCGUUCGUUCCUACGGCAAAGUUCGAGACACAACUGCCACCAGCGGCAGCUCGCCGUGGCGGUCGAGGCGGCAUAAGAGGAGGCAGGGACAAUGGCGGUCGUGGUGGCGGCUUCGCAAGCGCCUCAGCUGAGAAGCAAGAUGUAUCGACCUCUAUGGGCCCACCUCCGCUACCAAGACAGUCAGGCGAACAAGACCGAGGCCGACGGUCAGAUGCUCAGCAAGGUGUUCGCGGUGCUUCUGUCCCUACCAACAGCACGCGACCUGCAAGUGGUGAGGAUCCCGUUAGCACUUUUCGCAAGUCUAGUACAGUUGAACACAAGGAACAAUCUGUUUCUGAGAAUGUUGCAGGUGUCCCGCCAACAGUUCAGCAAACUGUCGAAGAUCAAGCCAUUGGGACUGAGCAGAGCUCAAGAUCGUCCUCAAGACAUACCGGCAAUACUAGUAAUCGACGUCUGAACGGCGAAAGAAACACCCCAGUCGACCAACCAGCUGGUGGCAUUUCUCAGUCAAAGGAACCCAAUCUAAAGUACUCGCUCAAUACUGACCGAAACAAUAAAACCCCUGCGACGGGCGCUUCGCGUGGCAAUGGUGAGUUCGGACGGGAUCGAGGCUCUGGCAAAGUUCGCGAUUGGUCAAGAGACAAACCUGAGUCGGCCCGAGAAAAGGUCGAGUCCUGGCGCGAUCGUGAAUCAUCAGGCGAUCAGGGCGGCCGACGUGGAGGUCGCUCGGAGCGCGGACGUGGCAGCUAUCGUGGCCGCGGCGAACACUCUUACAACCAGCCCUUUACUUCCUCUCAUGCUUACACGUCCCCUUUGCCCCAGAAUGGGUUUGAGCCGCCAUCGAGAUCUACCUCGCGCACGGACGCUCGUUCAAGGCAAGCAUCGCAGCCGUUCGUACCAAGUCAGGCUACGAACACACCACGCGCAAACCCACGUUCGCAGUCGAUCCCUAUCGGUAUGAUGUUCCCAGGCUAUUACAAUGGCAUGCCGGCCAUGCCUCAACAGGGUCUCCCAUCCAUCCAGACGGAUAUGUCUAUGUACGGGUACCCCUCUCAGAUGCAGAUGCAGCCGAGCAUCAUGAGUGCGAUGCCGUACAAUGAUCCCCUCAAUUCAUACGCGUUGCUAUCCAUGGUUAUGACACAGAUUGAAUACUACUUCUCAAUCGACAAUCUCUGCAAGGAUCUGUUCCUGCGGAAGCACAUGGACGGUCAGGGCUACGUUCCUUUGAGCGUUAUAGCCAAUUUCAAACGCAUAAAGACUCUUACCCAAGACAACUUGACGAUAGACAAUCUCCGCUACGUCUGCCAACAGGUGAAAAGCGUCGAGUUCUUGCCUGGAACUGACGGGGACGAUCGUCUUCGUCGCCGGGAAGGCUGGCGUGAUUUUGUGCUUCCCAUGGAAGAAAGAUUCGAGACCGCUCGCAACGACGGACCUUCCCACAACGCCGAGUCUUACAGUCGCCAACCGCAACAGGAUCAGGCUGGUGUUUUCGACCCAACCUUUGGCUAUGGUCAAUUGCGCAGUCCGCCAUUAACCAUGCCAACCAGCAACGGUGCAUUCCAGGCAAAUUCUCCACUGUCCUUCUUGCCUGCAGGUCUCGAAGAGAACCAGAUCGCUCUGGGACAGCCGGUCAGUCCGUUCGAUGAAGGUUUGAACGGCGUUGCUGGUAGACCACCGGUAGCAGCCUACUCACGGAUCCCGGCAAAUGCGGCCAGAUCACCUCCUCCCAAUACUACAACUCCACUAAGCAACAUUGUCAAUGGCCAUCACCGCCAGAGUUCUCGUCCAGAUAUCGAGGAGAACGUCUUCCCAGAUGACCAAAUCCCAAAUGUCAAUAUCCGGAUGCAGCCACAUACUCUUAGUGGUGCAGCCCCAUCUUUUCCUGGAAUUGCUCGCGUCGGUUCAGGGGGCUCUUCGAGUGGACGCAAUGAAGCGAGCAAUGUGCCCCCUGAGAUCAGCCAGUCUCGUCUACCAGGCUUGCGUGGUGGUGCGUCCAGUCCCCAGCAGCUCGAGCAAUUUCGGGGUAUGUCCUUUGACAGCUCAAACAACGCGCCACUCACAGAAGAGAGCGUCAUUUACUUCACAAAGGAUGGCCAUGAGACCCAGCUGCCGCCACCCCAACCUGGACAAUACGACCAAACCUAUCUGUCCCUCCAUGAUGUUGCCUUUCAGCAGCGUCAAAUGGGUAUCAAAGAUGCUCUGGAGCCCCUUUAUAAUUUCUGGACGGACUUCUUGGUCGAUAAGUUCAACCUCGGAAUGUAUCAGGAGUUCAAAAACACCGCCGUGAGCGAUCUCCAAGAAGGCAGCGACAGCGGCAUGUCCCAUCUCGUGCGCUAUUUCGGAAAGGUCCUUUCAGGGCCUGUUCCCAUUAGUGAACGUCUUGCUGAGGACAUGGUACACCUUUCACGAGAAGAACAAUCGGAAAAGCGUCCAGUCCUCCAGGCUAUGCGAGCUGCCUGGCGAAACGGAGCGACCAACAUGAAAACAAUCAAGAGACUUGGUGACGUCCUCAGUGCGGAGGAGAAAGCCGAGCUCGACAAGAGUGGCUGA
Messenger RNA from Cladophialophora yegresii CBS 114405, 3555 nucleotides. RefSeq lists its product as uncharacterized. Gene Ontology annotation, biological process: mRNA stabilization; positive regulation of translation. Bases 1 to 3555 code for a protein of 1184 amino acids. Gene Ontology annotation, molecular function: RNA cap binding. The record is from RefSeq and is a predicted model, not a curated record. Lineage: Eukaryota; Fungi; Ascomycota; Eurotiomycetes; Chaetothyriales; Herpotrichiellaceae. Gene Ontology annotation, cellular component: cytosol; cytoplasmic stress granule. The transcript has 3 exons.